Molecule: messenger RNA, 4848 nt
Organism: Procambarus clarkii (red swamp crayfish)
Lineage: Eukaryota; Metazoa; Arthropoda; Malacostraca; Decapoda; Cambaridae
Source: RefSeq, a predicted model, not a curated record
CUAGUUAUUGAACUAAGGAGAGUGUUCGGACACCAGCCUCAUACUUGUGUGAUGGUAAACAAGAAACACUACGACUUAUGAACUUUGAUAUCAAAUAGUGCAAAUAUGUCUCAGACAGGACCUCCCAGUCAUUACUAUGGCGCCAAGGAUGAAAAAGUCAAUGGUAUCUCAAGUGAUGAUAGUGACCUGCUGGCACAUGGAAUAGAGGACAGUAUUAAUAUUCAGUACCAGUUGCCAGAUUCAUACUGUUAUGAAUCGGCAAUAUUUUUUGAUAAGAAGCCCUAUGAAAGACCCUUAUUGCAUAAAAUGGUGAAAGAGUGGCACACUGAAAUUCUUCAGAAAAGAAUGGUAAAAAAGAAAAAGAAUGAAGAAGCUAUAGCUUUGACUCGGACCAGGAAUGAAAGUCAGUGUAGUGGAGAUUCAACUACCAUCAGUGGAGACAGUCAGGAGAUGACAUCUGAGGAUCUAAGCGAAGAUAACCAAGAUAUAAUUACAGAUUCGUUUGAAUCAGACAUUGAAAAGUAUUCUGAAUCACCAUUGCACGGAGUCGAAAUUCCCCUUGAGGCAAACAGUACAUUAUCGGCUGCUUCAAUGCAAGCAGGGAAUGCAUAUUUGAGUCCGUCCUUUCUGAAUCAGGACCUUGUACCAGCCCCAACUACAACACUACAUCAGAGCCCUGACUUUAGUUUGUCAUCUCUUACUAGUUCACAAUUGAACAUUUCUGUGCCCAAGUUAACCAUCCCUGUUUCAUUGCAGUCAGCAAGUUCUGGUUUAUAUUGCCUUAAUUCAAACUUGCCUAAUUUGGGAUUCAAUAAAAACAAAGAUUUGAUAACACCUCUUGAGAUGGAACACUUAAAGAAUUGUACUCCUGAUGUAUUAUCAACAUCACCAGGCUCAGAGCAGUCUACGCUUAAUUUACCUUCCUUAACAAUAGCAGACAGUAAAAAUUCUUUGCUGACUUUGUCGUCACUUGCAGCAGCAUAUAAGGAGAGCUCUGGCCCUACCUUGUCGUCACUUGCAACAGCACACAAGGAGAGCUCUGGCCCCACUUUGUCAUCACUAGCAGCAACAGCACACAUGGAGAGCUCUGGCCCUACUUUGUCAUCACUUGCAGCAGCACCCAAGGAGAGCUCUGGCCCUACUUUGUCAUCACUUGCAGCAGCACACAUGGAGAGCUCUGGGCCAACCUUGUCAUCACUUGCAGCAGCACACAAGGAGAGCUCUGGCCCUACUUUGUCAUCACUUGCAGCAGCACACGUGGAGAGCUCUGGGCCAACCUUGUCAUCACUUGCAGCAGCACACAAGGAGAGCUCUGGCCCUACUUUGUCAUCACUUGCAGCAGCACACAUGGAGAGCUCUGGGCCGACCUUGUCAUCACUUGCAGCAGCACACAAGGAGAGCUCUGGCCCUACUUUGUCAUCACUUGCAGCAGCACACAUGGAGAGCUCUGGGCCGACCUUGUCAUCACUUGCAGCAGCACACAAGGAGAGCUGUGGCCCUACUUUGUCAUCACUUGCAGCAGCACCCAAGGAGAGCUCUGGCCCUACUUUGUCAUCACUUGCAGCAGCACACAUGGAGAGCUCUGGGUCCACUUCAGCUUCCACAUUCUAUGUGCCUAUGCUAAACCUGUUGGAAAACUCUUGUCCAAUUGAAUCGUUACAUUCAAAGAAUUCACCUUUUAAUCAAAAUGCCGUACCUUCUCAGUUUUUGUCUUCAACAAAGAAACCCACCUUACCCAGUUCCAUGCAAUCACCAUUGAGUAACUUGAAUAUUCCAAAAUUAAUUGGGCCAAAUAAAGAUAAGAAUUUAUAUAAUUCUUCAACCUUGAGCAUGGGUGGUUGUGGGCUUCCUGUUCCAACAACUCAGGGCAACUUAAAAGAGGAUAAAUCUCCUGCUAGUUUAGCAAAAUUCCUCCAUACAGGUAACUUAACUUCAUCUGUAAAGAAAUCUGAGCAAGAAAAUGCCACUCAGUUUAUGCAAUUGGAUUGCCCAUCAGAUGAUGCUGGUUGGCUUCAGCCAGCUCAUAAUUUAAAUGUUGCUGGGGAGAUGUCGGCAGUUCAUGCUAACCCUCCUUUAGUUCAAAGUUGUCAGGCUUUGAAACCUCCACCUGGAUUCAAAGUGCCAGCAGGUCUCUCAUGCCCACCUAGUCAGCCAUUUUCUAGUGGCUUGCCGCCACCACCUGGCUUUCCACCUCCACCUGGCUUUCCAUCUCCACCUAGUAAAUUAUCUGCAUCUAGUUUAUCAUCACUUCAUGCCUCACAGUCACCGACCUUCUUGCCUCCAUCUUUGUUUUCCCUUCCUAGUAAUCUCCAGCCUGGUCAACUGUCCCAUGUUAAUCCACAACACCAACCUGAUGUAAUUCCAGGUUGGAAUUUACCAUUACCAGUAAAGCAAUCAACUGAAAUCUAUGACUCCUUUAACAGCCAUAAUCAUCCAUAUUGUAUACCUGGCAUUCAUUAUUCUGAAAAAGAAAACCAAGAAAUGAUGUUUCAAAUGGAAGAGGAAGAGGAUAUGACACCUGAUAUUGACUUGCAAGCAGCCCUCGUAAAACCACACGAAGAGAGCAUCCCAGCACCUGCUAGUGAGAAAUGCAAGAAUACCUCGAUAACAAUAGAACAAAACCAGUUUGAGACUGAUUCAUCCUUGUGCAAAGUGUGUCCAUCUACCUUUGGCCAAGUGAUGGUGAGAAUACCCCACACUCCUCAAGUUAAGCGACUUACUGAAAAAAUCAUACACGUUCCCUUCCGCAUAUUUAAGUUUGAUUGUCCAUCCCCAGACGAGCUGGUGAGGGAGGCUUUGCAAGACCACCAAAAUCCUGCAUGGUACAGACUGGCAACUAGGGAGAGACAAAAUAGAAGAUAGAUAUUUACAUUUUGUAUUUUAUCCUGUCUUAAAUGUGCAACAUAAGGAUUUGUUUAAGUACUCAUUCGUGUUGAUAAUGUUGAAUGAUGGGUAAAAUGUGACGGAACUUUGCCGAAAUAAAAGCCCAGUGUAUUUGUAUAGUUUUUAUCAAAUAUUGAGUGCCACAAGCAAAUAAUGUUUAGUGAGUUUUUUUUUUUUAUUACUCAUGUACAUCUUGCUCCAUGAAUUAAUAUUUUGUUUAACAUCUCAAUAUUGUCUAAGCAUUGAAUUUCAUAUUAUGCAGUUGCCCAGAAUUUUGUAAUGGUGUCCAGUCAUGUACAUAAUGUGCAUCAAAUAAUUAUCACUCAAUAAUUGUUCUACCUUAUUAUUUAUGCUAUAAAUAAUAUUUAUAGCUAUAAAUACAUUAUUUAUAGCAAGUAUAAAGAAUUAUUUAUAGCAUGAGUGAAGAUAGUAGUGACAAAAAAAUUGAAUAGAAUAAUAAUGGGAAAAAAUAUAUUACAUUAAAUAACUGAGACAACCUUGCAUAAAGUAUAUGGAUCCUUGCAUAAAGUAUAUAUAUAAAGUAAAUAAAUUAAAUUCCCUGAACUGGAUCUGUUUUUACUCGAUUAACGUCAACUUGGCAUUGUAAUAUUCAAUAGUAAGGUUUUAGUAUCUGUGUGGCUUAGCUUCUGAUGACGGAUGUGGGUGGUUGGCUGUUGGCUCUAGACCCCAACAGGUAGAACCACAAGUAACACUGUACUAUUAUUUUAAAUUUGUAGUUUGAAUUGUCAGUGUUUUAACUGUAUAUUCAAUUUUAUAUGUAAAGUGUUUGCAUACGGUUCUGGUUUUAGUAAUGUGUUUAAUUAUACAGUGACGUGAACUUUUAAAUUUAAAAGUACAAUACCUGAUACUAGGUUAAACUUGUAUCCAAGGGAACGUGUUUAGAUGUUCACUAAGGGUUACAACUAGCGGCUAAUAUGCUCAGAAUACAUUUAUGAUGAUAGAAUAUGCAAGUGUAUGAUGUUGCACAAGUACAAAGAGAGCACCUAGUGUUUAUUUUUAUAUUAAUACAUGAUGUGAACUGUAUCUUUAUGUACAAAUGGAUUGUCAACAUUUCCCUUCCACUUUAAUAUUGAUAAUUUAAGUUUUUCAUGUACAUAGAGAGCUGAAGAAGUAACUUGAAUAAAUUCAGCAAUCUUGUAAUUGAAAGGUUCUUUAUAUACUGAAGGCACUAAUGUAUAUACACUCAUAAAUAUAGAAUACUAUAGAACACAAGAACUCCUUGUGUUCUAUAGUAUGAUAAUGACAGUCACACAAUGAAUGGGUGCCAUUCGAUCACAAUGAAUAGGUGACAUUCAUCAGCAGCAGGUGUGUGUGUGUGUGAGAGAGAGAUAGAGAGAGUGAGAUACUACAUCAGUUCUUUGCUGUAUCUGUGUACAAAGUUAGAGUUUUCUUAAUAACUAAUUUUAAACCUAUUCUGUAACGCGAAAUCUACAGUAUUUGCUUAUUGUAGUUGAAAUACUAUAUAGUAGAAAAUUGCUAGUACUUAGUUAUGUGUGUGGAUUUAACCAUGCACUUGCCAACUGUGAACGUCAUUUUAUGCUAACUUUAGAAAAUAUUAAUAGGUUGACUUCGGCCUCUGAAACAUUGUACUAUACAGGGGUACCUCAGUUUAUGAAUUUAAUCCAUUCCUAGAGACGUUCGUAGCCUGAAAAUUCGUAAACCGAAGCAAAUUUCCCCAUAAGAAAUAAUGGGAUUGAAUUAAUCCGUUCCAGAUUCCCCAAAAAAUUAAUUUCAAAGUAAAUUUUAUACCUAAUUCACCCAAAUCUUGAGUACAAAAGUUUGUACAAGUUAUUAUUUACUUUUAUUGAUGACUCCUGUUUGCAUAUGGAAGACGGCGAGGAGGGGAGGGUAGAGGAGAGGUGUUACUGUUUGGAAGGGAAGUCCCCUUCCAUUAUAACAUCAGGCAGUGAUGACUUCUCUGGGGUACACACUCUGGCACAUUUU